GCGUUUCUUAUUGGACAAAAGUUGAGGUUAUGUAGUAUGAAACGUCAAAAUAGUUGAAUCUUGAGAUUUUUUAUUGUUUUGUUUGCUGUUUAAUCAAGCUGUGUCGUGGUGAAAAUGGCUCAAGAAAUUAAGCACAAACUGUGCAUGGGUCCAAACACUUUGGAAAUAAGCCCUGAGCUAUUUCAAUUAAAUAGAAAACGUCUAGUGGAGGCGUUACGAAAACAAAAUCUUACUUCAGUUGUUUUACUACAGGGAGGUAGUGAAAUACCGUUUUAUGACACAGACACCAGCUAUCUAUUUAGACAGGAAUCCUAUUUUACCUGGCUGUUUGGCGUAACCGAAGCAGACUGUUAUGGAGUCGUGGACGUGCAAAGUGGCGAAGCCCAUUUAUUUGUACCCAGGUUGCCCGAGGCAUACGCUGUUUGGAUGGGACCUCUGCAUACCCUUGAAGAUUUCAGCAAAAAAUAUGACAUCGGCAAUGUUUACUACACUAACGAGCUUACCACGGUUCUUAAAAAACUUGCAAAGAACUCGGAACUUUUAGUCUUGUCUGGAGUUAACAGCGAUAGCGGACUUAGCUUUAAGGAACCCACCUUUGAUGGAAUAGAGGAAUUCAAAGUGAACAACAAGGAUCUAACUCCAAUAGUAGCUGAUCUUCGUGUCUACAAGACUGAUUUGGAGCUGGAAGUGAUCAAGUAUGUGGUGGAGGUGUCUUCAGCUGCCCAUAGAAAGGUGAUGCGUUUCGCAAAACCCGGCCUAUUUGAAUAUCAAUGCGAAGCGGAGUUUUUGAAUCACUGUUACGCUGUCGGCGGAUGCCGCCAUGUUGGGUACACCUGCAUAUGCGGAUCGGGAGUCAACGGAGCUGUUUUGCAUUACGGCCACGCUGGCGCUCCUAAUAAUUACCCCUUGAAGGAGACCGAUAUGUGCCUGUUCGACAUGGGUGGCUCAUAUUUCGGCUACACCGCCGACAUAACCUGCUCGUUUCCGGCCAGUGGAAAAUUCACCCCCGAUCAAAAAAUGAUCUACGAAGCUGUUUUAGCUGCGAGCUUAGCAGUUUUCGAGGCCGCCAAGCCGACCGUCUCGUGGCGUGACAUGCACGUGCUUGCUAACAGGGUGCUUCUGGAAAAACUGAAGGAAGGCGGCCUUCUCAAAGGCGAUGUAACCGAGAUGUUGGCAGCUGGUUUAGCUGCAACAUUUCAGCCUCACGGUUUGGGGCACUUCAUGGGUCUUGAUGUGCACGAUGUCGGUGGCUAUCUGAAUGGCCAGCCUGAAAGGUGCGAUAAGCCUGGUUUAAAAAAUUUAAGGACCGCCAGGAUCCUGGAUGAAAGAAUGGUUUUGACUAUUGAACCUGGCUGUUAUUUUAUCGAUCCACUUUUGGACGCUGCACUGUCCGAUGAGAAGCUCUCGAAAUUUUUGGUACCAGAACAUUUGAAGAGAUUCAGAAAUUUCGGUGGCGUAAGAAUUGAAGAUGACGUUGUAAUAACAAAAGAAGGAUGUGUUAAUUUAACUAAAGUGCCUAGAACUGUUGAAGAAAUUGAAAACUGGAUUGCCGGAAAAGACAACGAAAAAUACAAUUAAAUGCCAAAAUAUUUCAUUCCAAAUUUAAAAUGACCAAUAUGUUUAAUAUAUAAAUAUUUUAAUAAUAAUAUAAUAAUUGAAGAUUUAAA
This is a messenger RNA of Brassicogethes aeneus, 1667 nucleotides long. The record is from the annotation of a GenBank genome assembly. Lineage: Eukaryota; Metazoa; Arthropoda; Insecta; Coleoptera; Nitidulidae.